GCAACGGCAAUCUUCUAAUACCCUCGCCCUCGCCCGUUUGCUUUUUGGUGCUCUUGCGGCUUCCGUCUUGCAUCUCCAGCUUCAUUGUCUCUCUUUUCACCCCCUCCAAAAGACCAAAUCCCACCGAAAUAUCCCCCACCAUGGCCGACAUUAACGUUGAUGUGCUCGUCAUUGGCAUGGGCCCGACUGGUCUCGGUGCCGCCAAGCGUCUGAACCAGAUCGGCGGUCCUUCAUGGCUGAUCGUUGACGCGGCCGACAAGGCUGGUGGUCUUGCCAGCACCGACGUCACCCCCGAGGGCUUCCUGUACGACGUUGGUGGCCAUGUCAUCUUCUCCCACUACAAGUACUUCGACGACUGCCUGGACGAGGCUCUCCCCAAGGAGGACGACUGGUCCGUCCACGAGCGCGUCUCCUACGUCCGCUACAAGGGCCUCUGGGUGCCCUACCCCUUCCAGAACAACAUCUCCAUGCUGCCCAAGGAGGACCAGGUCCGAUGCAUGGACGGCCUGAUUGACGCCGCUCUGGAGCACCGCGUCUCCAACACCAAGCCCAAAGACUUUGACGAGUGGAUUCUGAGAAUGCAGGGCCCUGGUCUCGCCGACAUCUUCAUGCGCCCUUACAACUACAAGGUCUGGGCCGUUCCCACCACCAAGAUGCAAUGCCAGUGGCUCGGUGAGCGAGUGGCCGCCCCCGAUGUCAAGACCGUCACCAGGAACAUCAUCCUGAACAAGGUCGCCGGCAACUGGGGCCCCAAUGCCACCUUCCGCUUCCCCACCCGGGACGGCACCGGUGGUAUCUGGAUUGCCGUCGCCGACACGCUGCCCAAGGAGAAGAAGCGCUUCGGCAAGCAGGGCGAGGUCACCAAGGUCGAUGCCGAGAACAAGAUUGUCCACAUGGCCGACGGCACCAAGAUUGGCUACGGCUCGCUCAUCAACACCAUGGCCGUCGACCACCUCGUCGAGAAGAUGGGCAACCAGGAGCUCAUCACCCUGUCCAAGGGCCUGUACUACUCCACCACCCACGUCAUCGGUGUUGGCAUCCGCGGCGAGCGCCCCGAGCGCAUUGGCGACAAGUGCUGGCUGUACUUCCCCGAGGAUAACUGCCCCUUCUACCGCGCCACCAUCUUCUCCAACUACUCCCAGUACAACCAGCCUCAGAAGGAGACCAAGCUGCCCACCCUGUAUCACGCCGACGGCAGCAAGCCUGCUUCGUCUGAGCCCAAGGAGGGUCCCUACUGGUCCAUCAUGCUGGAGGUUUCCCAAUCCACCAUGAAGCCCCUGGAUGUCGAGAACAUCCUCCGGGACAGCAUCCAGGGCCUCAUCAACACCGAGAUGAUCAAGCCCGAGGACGAGAUCGUCUCGACCUACCACCGUGCCUUCGACCACGGAUACCCCACUCCUUCUCUCGAGCGUGAGGGUGUCCUGAAGGAGCUGCUGCCCAAGCUCCAGGACAUGGGCAUCUACUCCCGUGGCCGCUUCGGCAGCUGGAGGUACGAGGUCGGCAACCAGGACCACUCCUUCAUGCUGGGUGUCGAGGCCGUCGACCACAUCACCAGCGGAGCUGUUGAGCUGACGCUCAACUACCCCGACUUUGUCAACGGCCGCCAGAACACCGAGAGGCGUCUGGCCCAGGCUUUCAGCUACGGCGCCCAGCCUCUGCCCACCCGCGAGAGGAACUAAGCGUUUUGAUUUGGAAAAGAAAUGAAUAUUAAUUAGGGUACACAAUGUACGUGUGCGCUGUCUCCUGGCUUGAGGAGUGACUUUGGUUGAGGACGGGGUUGUCACGAAUGAAUCUGGAAACUCAUGAACGGCUCGAUGGAUUCGAACGCCUGGGGUUAAUCCAACGGGCAGUCGGGCAUAGCAUAGAUUUUCUCUGCCACGUGAUGGCGAGAU
Trichoderma reesei QM6a is the source of this 1892-nucleotide messenger RNA. RefSeq lists its product as uncharacterized. Gene Ontology annotation, molecular function: oxidoreductase activity. The record is from RefSeq and is a predicted model, not a curated record. Lineage: Eukaryota; Fungi; Ascomycota; Sordariomycetes; Hypocreales; Hypocreaceae. The transcript is spliced from 6 exons. The coding region runs from base 141 to 1679 and encodes 512 amino acids.